Phalaenopsis equestris is the source of this 885-nucleotide messenger RNA. RefSeq lists its product as uncharacterized. The transcript has 6 exons. NCBI's taxonomy places the organism in Eukaryota, Viridiplantae, Streptophyta, Magnoliopsida, Asparagales, Orchidaceae. The record is from RefSeq and is a predicted model, not a curated record. The coding region runs from base 245 to 547 and encodes 100 amino acids.
AUAUCGCCGUCAGGAUGGAAAAGGAUUGGCUUCGUGGAAAAUAAAAAAGAAGAAAGUGAGCAGGAAAUCGCUUCCUCAACGAAUCGUCUUCUCCGAUUAAAAACUUUAAAAAGAAGGGCGGCAGGCGGCAAUUUUACCGGUGGUUUGGAGUAUUGAUUUGAUCGCCUGUUGCGGAAUUUCAGUUCUUUUGAGAAGGUUCUUCAGGCCGAGGAAUAAAGUACACAUCAUUUAGCCAUAAAAAAGAAUGCCUUUUGCACCAAUGGAGCAAGAUAAAGGCAACAAUGUGAAGUAUCUUUUGGUAAAUGAUGAUGAGACUGGAUGGGGGAUGUAUGACAAGCCUCUUCGGUGCUACGGCUGUGGCAUAGGUUGGUUUUGUUUUCUGAUAGGACUUUUGUGCCCCUUGGUAUGGUACUAUGCUACAUAUUUGUACUUCAGUAACCACUAUCGGAAAGAUCCGAGAGAGCGAGCUGGUCUUGCUGCUUCUGCAAUUGCUGCAUUGAUAUGCAGUACUGCAGCAGUUAUCACCAUACUCGCCGUUCUUAUAUAAGUCCAACCAACGGCUCCCUGGCUUUGGUGUUGUAAAAAGUUACACUACUGCUCAAAGUUUGCUGUUAAUGGGUAAAUUCAUCAAAGGAACUCAAGAUUUAUUCGAAUUUGGUGUUGUCUAAUUCUGUUCUCUUCAAAGAAAUUUACAUAAAAUCAAUUUGGGCUUGCUUUGUUUGGGUAACCCAAUACAAAUGAGAGUGAAUGCAAUAAAAUAUUGUUUGAGAAAUGUAUGAUGUAAAAUUGAAGCUUCACUUCUUUUUAUUUUUUGUUGUCCAAAGUGUUUGUUUUAAGUCAACAUUUGACAUUUAUUUGAAUGAAAAUUGUGACUUUUGACUAAAA